Molecule: messenger RNA, 468 nt
Organism: Mustela lutreola (European mink)
Lineage: Eukaryota; Metazoa; Chordata; Mammalia; Carnivora; Mustelidae
Product: large ribosomal subunit protein eL43-like
Exons: 3
Coding region: 1-414 (137 amino acids)
Biological process (GO): translation
Cellular component (GO): ribosome
Molecular function (GO): structural constituent of ribosome
Source: RefSeq, a predicted model, not a curated record
AUGGCUAGCACAGAUGUAGUAACACGGAAGGACAAAAUGCUGCACCUUAGGAAUAAUCAAGAAUCCCCAACCCCUACCCACCCAAAUGACCGGGGUCCCAGCCAGCACAAUGAAGAUGUCUUACAAAUGGACGGCGACGUGGCUAAACGCACCAAGAAGGUCAGAAUCGUGGGCAAAUACGGGACCCGUUAUGGUGCCUCCCUCAGGAAGAUGGUGAAGAAGACUGAGAUAAGCCAGCACGUGUACACUUGCUCCUUCUGUGGCAAAACCAAGAUGAAAAGACGAGCUGUGGGGAUCUGGCAUUGUGGCUCCUGCAUGAAAACCAUCGCUGGUGGCACCUGGACCUACAACACCACUUCUGCUAUCACAGUAAAGUCUGCCAUCAGAAGACUGAAGGAGUUGAAAGACCAGUAGAAGUGCCGCCGUUUGAAACAUUGCUAGCCUAUAAUAAAUGGGUUAAUUUAUGUA